Messenger RNA from Morchella importuna, 342 nucleotides. RefSeq lists its product as uncharacterized. The transcript is spliced from 2 exons. The coding region runs from base 1 to 342 and encodes 113 amino acids. NCBI's taxonomy places the organism in Eukaryota, Fungi, Ascomycota, Pezizomycetes, Pezizales, Morchellaceae. The record is from RefSeq and is a predicted model, not a curated record.
AUGACUGAGACAAUUGGAACUCGUUGGAGGAAACCGACGAAGAGGAAGAGAAGUGAGAGUGUGGAGGUGACUGACAAUGCUGAUGAUGAUGAUGACGACAACGUCGACGACAACGAUGACAAGGAAGGAGUGGUUAAAGGUGGAGGGUCGAGUUCCUGUAAAAAGCUCAGAGGAGAGAACGUCAGAGAGUGUAGCUCGAGCAAGGCAGGUCCGAAAGACUAUACAGGGGACAGCUCGAGCAAGGGGGCCCGGAAAGAUGACAAUGAUGGCAAUUAUGAUAACGGCGACAAUGACGAAGUGCACGAGGAGGAAGAUGAUAAGGAGGACGAGCAAGAAGAAUAG